Aphis gossypii (cotton aphid) is the source of this 2959-nucleotide messenger RNA. Its product is annotated as WD repeat-containing protein 3. The record is from RefSeq and is a predicted model, not a curated record. Gene Ontology annotation, cellular component: Pwp2p-containing subcomplex of 90S preribosome; small-subunit processome. Gene Ontology annotation, molecular function: snoRNA binding; protein binding. Lineage: Eukaryota; Metazoa; Arthropoda; Insecta; Hemiptera; Aphididae. The transcript has 14 exons. The coding region runs from base 165 to 2939 and encodes 924 amino acids. Gene Ontology annotation, biological process: maturation of SSU-rRNA.
UGUGAUAACAGUUCGUCACAAUUCGUAAGCAGUAAGCACGUGACUCGAUAUGUGCGACGAAAGAAUUAUUCUGUAAGGUUGCUAUGAAUCGUACUUGUUUGCUACAUCAUUAAUAAACAAGAUAAAGUCGUGCUGUUCAUCACUUAAGGUCAAAACCAUUUAAAAUGGGUAUAACCAAGCAAUACUUGCGUUAUGUUCCAUUGAAAAAUUUCAAUAUUGUUUGCCAUCCUGACUGUAACAUAGUCUUUGUAACGCUGAACGGUAUUUCUGACAGAUAUGUAGCUGUUGGUGCUUGUGAAAAUGUUAUAAUUUGGGACUUGCGUUUGGAAAAAUUGGUUAUGACAAUUGAAGAUGAAGAUAUGAAAAAUAAUACAUCAAAAAAAAUAUCUGUCGUUAAGUUAGCCACUACUCCGGAAGGUAAACAUAUUGCUGUAGGCUAUUCUGAUGGUUUAGUGAAUACGUUUAAUUUGGCGACUGGUGAACUUAUUGGAACAUUCCAAGGUCAUCGUUCAACCAUUACUGCACUAACUUAUGACACUCAUGGUCACAUGCUCGCUUCAGGUUCCAAAGAUACUGAAGCAGUAAUUUGGGAUGUUAUAGCAGAAAAAGGUUUACAUAGAUUGUCUGGUCACAAGGGUGUAGUGACAGGAGUCCAGUUUAUUAACAAGCACAACCUUGUGGUGACAUCAUCAAAGGAUACUUAUAUUAAGUUUUGGGAUUUAACAACUGGGCACUGUUUCAAGACAUUGGCAGGUCAUAUAACUGAAGUAUGGACUUUGUCUAUUUUACGCAAUGACGAUUUUGUAGUUGCUGGCAGCAAUGACGCUGAACUACGUACUUGGAAAAUAUCAAAAAUGAAUGAUGAGGAAUCUGAGAUUAAAAUGUCUGAGCUUUUGUCUUCAGAUAACUUAUUAGAUUUUGCUUCAUCAAUAAAAUGUGAAAAAAGUGGAUCUUUAAUGAGAGAAGGUCCUGGCCGUGUUGUUUCAUCAGCUACAGAUAAUACAAAUCAUGUUCUCUGUGUUCAUGGACAUGGUAAAUUGUUGGAGUUAUUUAUUUUUAGUGGGGAUGGUGAAGCAUUAGAACGUUUACGUAAUCGUCAAAGAAAAUUUAGGAAAAAAGCUUCUAAGCGUGGUGAGAAUGAUGAAGAUAUUGCAUUUUUAAAUGAAAAAAAUCCUGCAUUGCAAGAUGUAGUUCGACGUUUACCUCCUAUUUUAACUGACUACAAAAUUAAAUCUGCUGAUUUGGUUGUAAAUCAAACCCAUGUUAAAGUUGUAGUGAGUAUGGCAGAUAACACUUUAGCAUUUUAUUCUGUGUCAUUAGCAGUUGGUAAAGAAGUAAAACGAAUUCGGAAGAUUUCGUUACAUGGCCAUAGAUCUAAUGUAAGAGUUUUAGCAUUUAGUUCAGACAAUUUAGCUGUAUUCACUGGAGGUUCAGAGUCUGUAAAAAUGUGGAACAAAAAAUCUCUUAAUUGCAUUCGAACUGUGGAAACAUCAAGUCCUGUUCAGUGUUUAUGUGUGGUUCCCGGCGACAGACAUAUUUUAGCUGGUCUUGAUGAUGGUAAAUUGUUGGUAAUUGACAUAGCUGCAGGAGAUAUUAUUGAAAGCAUUUCUGCACAUCUAAAAGAUUUGAAAUCAAUUUAUAUGUUACCAGACGAGUUGGGCUGUAUUACGGGCGGUGGUGAUAGUACAGUUAAACUAUGGCAAUUGGAAUUAGUAAUUUUGCCAAAUACUGAUCGAAAAGUAUUAUCGUUAUUGCACCUGAAGACAUUAGAGUUGGAUGAAAAUGUACAGUGUUCAAGAGUAAGCCCAGAUAACAAAUUAUUAGCAGUUGCUCUUUUAGAUAACACUGUCAAAAUAUUUUUUAUGGACACAUUUAAGCACUUUAUUGAUCUUUAUGGACACACACUACCGGUUAAUGAUAUGGACAUAAGCUAUGAUUCAUCAAUUAUUAUAACUGCAAGUGGUGAUAAGACAAUCAGAAUUUGGGGCUUGGAUUAUGGAGACUGUCAUAGGCGUUUAACUACAGAGUCUACUUUGACCAGUAUUAAGUUUAUUCCCAAGACUCAUCAGUUUUUCACUACCGAUAAGAAUGGAAACGUUAAACAUUGGGAUGCCGAUGUCUUUGAAAGAGUCCUGACACUUCAAGGUCACCGAGGGGAAUGUUAUAAUAUGUCUGUGAGUGGAAAUGGUCAUUAUAUUGCGAGUUGUGGCCAAGACAAUGUUAUACGCUUAUAUGAGAAAACUGAAGAGCCUCUUGUAUUAGAAGAUGAACGGGAAGAAGAAAGGACACAAGAAGAUGAAAAAGAACUAGCCACUGGUGAAGAAACCAAUGUGUAUGGAGGGCCAUCUGUUCUUGCAUUACCAACAAAAAAGACCAUUUCAUCUGAAAAAGCUGCUGAAUUAUUAUUGGAGUGUUUAAAUGUAAUCAAAGAGUACAAAGAUAGCCUAUUAGAAAACGAAACUAAAGGUCUAGACAAACCAUCAUUACCAAUAAUAAUGACUGCGUUUAAUGUUAAAAAUACUGACGAUUAUUUAUUAGAAAUAAUUAAAAGAAUACGCUCAAGUGAGUUGGAAGAGGUUUUAUUACUGAUGCCUUUUUCAAGUGUAUGUUAUUUUAUGGAAGCGUUAAUACCAUUGUUAAAUCAUAUGCACCACGGAAUUGAGCCAGUUGUCCGAUCACUUAUAUUUUUAGUACAAACAUUGCAUAAACCAAUAUCAUCUGUCAAAGAUAUGAUGCCUAUCCUAAGGCAAUUAAAUGUACUUGCAACAAAGAAAACUAAUGAAUUUAGAGAUUUAGUGGGUGAAAAUUUACACUCAUUGAUGUUCAUAAACAAUAGCCAAGAAGAAGAAGAAUUAGUAUUCAACAUUACACAAAAUGUUCAAAAGAAAAGAAAACGACAAAAGCAAAAACUGUUAAAAACUGUUAUUGUUAAUAUUUAAUGUGAAUUUUUUAUGAGAAU